Molecule: messenger RNA, 124 nt
Organism: Chironomus riparius
Lineage: Eukaryota; Metazoa; Arthropoda; Insecta; Diptera; Chironomidae
Source: the annotation of a GenBank genome assembly
AUGAAGAUAGCUUUAAUGAAUAUUAGCUAUUUAGGUCAACUAGGCUCCAUUACUUUGAUAAUUAUCCAUACAUUUCGUCACAACCUUUUGGCAGCAAAGUAGAUUAUUAUGGAGCUUGGUUUGA